UGUACAGAGAGUUAUAGACUACCACGGGAAAGAGUGAAGGGAGAGACAGGAAUCUCACGCACGAAGUAGCAACCGUAGUGUGUGAAGGGCAGAGGGAGCGAGGGGAACACAUGCCGACACAGAGGGAGACAAACAAGACAACUAAACAAGAUCAGUUCGAGAGGGAGAGACUGAGUAGCUAACAUGGUCACCGUGAAACACUUAUCCAUCUACUCUUCUCUGUCCCUGGCGGUCCUGCUGAUACUGGGCUGUGUGCGAGAGUCCCAGGCCGGGGUGGUGGAGGACUUUAACCAUGUGGAGCGCUGUAAGGACUCCCUGUACAUGGGAACCCCACCUCGGGGCUACCUCCUCGGUAACUCCCUGAAGAAGCUCUGCCAGCGCUACGAGGACAAGCCCCGCUUCGUCACCCUCUACGACCCCCACAAACACAUCCCUGUCUACUCGGCCUAUACCUUCAAGAAGUCUGACGGCGAGAAGAGGGUCGACUUCCCCUGGAUGUUCGAGCCACAGUUGGCAUCAGAGAAGGGCAGUAGCAACAUGGAGCCGUUCCCCCAGUCCUCCUCCCACAUGCACAUGAACUUUGAGGACAGCCAGGCGGUGCUGGAGGACUAUGCCGACGUGGUCCAGUACGAGAGAGGGCAUCUCAACCCCGACGAGCACCAGGCGGAUCCCCUGGACAAGGCCUCCACCUACACACUGACCAACGUGGUGCCCCAGAUCCGUGAGUUCAAUAUCGGGCCCUGGGCCGAGCACGAGGACCUCAUCCGUAAGCGCCUCAACAACUACUGCCGUGGCAAAGCCUACGUGAUCACCGGGGUCACGACCUCUGGGAACAUGAUCCGCCGUGACAACCUGGACCGCGUGGCCAUUCCCGAGUACAUGUGGUCGGCCUACUGCUGCACCGACUACGACCAGAACGCGCCCUACUUCCUGCGGUACAAGUUCCCGGCGUUCGGGGCCUACGGGCUGAAUGACCGCGUCAACAACCACCUGGUGGAGGUUCCGGUGAAGAACCUGGAGAAGUUCCUCAGGGGAAGGAUGGACGUGGACAAGAACUUCCAGAUCUUCUACAACGACUGUGUGCCUGACUCAUAGUGAGCAACCUUGUGAUAGUGAUUGCAAUCACGCCAGCCUCAAUGUCACCUCUACAUUGUCAUCUAGUUUCUGUAUCGAGUAGAUUCUGAAAAUAUGAAUGUAGCCUGUGGAUGAGUUGUUGCUUACAAGCAAUAAAGAUGAUCUUUCAAACCUUG
Messenger RNA from Oncorhynchus gorbuscha (pink salmon), 1250 nucleotides. Its product is annotated as endonuclease domain-containing 1 protein. The transcript has 3 exons. Gene Ontology annotation, molecular function: nucleic acid binding; hydrolase activity; metal ion binding. The coding region runs from base 184 to 1095 and encodes 303 amino acids. Lineage: Eukaryota; Metazoa; Chordata; Actinopteri; Salmoniformes; Salmonidae. The record is from RefSeq and is a predicted model, not a curated record.